Molecule: messenger RNA, 1152 nt
Organism: Cryptomeria japonica (Japanese cedar)
Lineage: Eukaryota; Viridiplantae; Streptophyta; Pinopsida; Cupressales; Cupressaceae
Exons: 1
Coding region: 161-853 (230 amino acids)
Source: RefSeq, a predicted model, not a curated record
UUCAAAUCCACUCUGUAAAUGACAUCCUAGCGUACGGGCCAAAGUCUUAUAUAAACCCCACUACUCCAUUCAUUUUCUAUAAGAAAGAUAAGCUGCCGAACAAGUAGCUGUUUGGCGUGCGAUAGGAUAUCUUGCUGUGGUGGAAAAUCUUGGCUGUAGAAUGGCCAGUCGCGCUGCUGCAGUGCUGGGGUUGAUAGCCCUGACGGCGAUGUUAAUGGGCCAAGCUACUGAAGCUGUCGAUUUCGCAUUCUCUAAUAAUGCCCAGGGAACCACCGGUGGCAACAGAUUCGAUCAAGAGAUUGGCCAGAGCGGAGCCCUUGAAAUUAUGGACUCCUCCACCAAAUUCAUCUGGGACACCUUUCACCAGCAAUCGGCUGCAGAUAGGAAGAAUGUGGACAAGGUUACUCUCAUCGUGGAGAGCAUGGACGGCGUUGCCUAUACGAGUGGAGACCAGAUUCACCUGAGUGCAGAUUAUGUGGGCAACUACGGAGGGGACGUGAAGGCAGAAAUUAGGGGAGUUUUGUACCACGAAAUGACGCACGUGUGGCAGUGGGACGGCAAAGGCAAUGCUCCCAGUGGUCUCAUUGAGGGCAUUGCAGACUAUGUGCGCCUCACUGCCGGGUUAGCUCCUUCUCACUGGGUUAAGCCCGGCAGUGGAGACAAAUGGGACCAGGGUUAUGAUGUUACUGCCUAUUUCUUGCAGUAUUGUGAAAGUAUUAGCUCUGGAUUUGUUGCCAACAUGAACACCAAAUUGGCUUCUGGAUGGGACGUGGGAUUCUUUAAUGACAUCACUGGCAAAUCCGUUGAUCAGCUUUGGAGCGACUACAAGGCCAAGUAUGCUUCUUCUGGUUAAAGGGAGUUUUGUCUCUCUUUUAUGAUUCACAUGUUAUGGCUCACCAAGUUAAAUAAGUGAACUCCAAAUGGGAAUUGUAUAUUCUUCCCCAAAUGAAAAGAAUAAAGGGGAUUAAUCCCUAAUUAAACAAACCUUUAAAUUGGGGUUUAAUCUCUAAUUAAAUAAACCUUUAAAUUGGAUCUGUUUCUUUUAAUUUAGAGAUAGUUGAUGUCAACAAUGUAAGUAUGAUUUUAUGAUAUUGGCACAUGCAGUGAUUAAUCAAAUGCACACAAAUUUAAAGAAUCAUGUUUAAGGGGUUG